CAUCACAUUGCAAAAAGUUUGCAAAUAGAAACAUUAUUGUAAAAUAAAGAUGGCUCAGAUUGAGAUAUGCUUAUGUUUACGUUAAUGGAGUCACAUAAAUGAGUAUCAAAUACCAAAUAUGAUGUUUAGUAUUUGGAAAACAAGAGAGCUAAUAUUAUCUAGAGGAAACUCAAUUCCAUAAACCUAUGCUUUAAUGAACUUAACCUAAUUUACAACUUAGUUAAACCCAAAUGAAGGGAUCAGAAUAAUUCUUUUUGAGAAUUAAUGUGUGAGAUUUCAUAUCCCUCUUAUAUCAAUUUGAGCUACAUUAAUUUAAAUUUUUUUUAUCAUACUGCACAUAUUUCACUUUCUCAUUACAUCUUUGUGUACUUAUUACUACUAUUCAGGGAAAGACACAUCACAAAUCUUUGAAAGCUAACAAAAAGUAGUUAUCUCGAUCUAACACUUCAUAUGCUGAUACAGCACACUCAAAGUUGACAACCUGUUGAACCAAAGAAGCAAAUGCAAUAUUGAAAGUAUAAGUACGCUCGGUUGUGGAUUAGACUAUAAAAGGACUCGUGUAGAAAAGGAUAAUAAGAAGAUCAGAGAAUAGUUUCGAGGAAGAACCAUGGAAAGAAAUAAUGAAGAUGUUCACAAUCUUGAUGAGCCUAAAGUCAAUUAUAAAGGAGUCAAGGCCCUGCCAUUUGUAGUAGGGAAUGAAACUUUUGAGAAGCUAGGGACUACAGGCACUUCUUCAAACCUUUUGGUGUAUUUGACAGAUGUAUUUCACAUGAAAAAUAUCACUGCCACAACUCUAAUGAACAUUUUCCAUGGAAGCACCAACUUUUCCACUUUAUUUGGAGCAUUUCUUUGCGACACUUAUUUUGGACGUUACAAGACCUUAGGAUAUGCCUCCAUUGCUUCAUUAAUGGGGAUGGUUGUACUAACACUGACAGCAACAAUUGAGAAAUUGCACCCACCAGAUUGUGGAAAGGGCAGUGCAGGCGGGGCUUGCCUAGAGCCAACGCCAUGGCAGAUAGCAUUUCUGUUAUUUGGAUUAGGAUUGCUUGUAAUCGGAGCUGGUGGAAUCAGACCAUGCAACUUGGCUUUUGGAGCAGACCAAUUCAAUCCAAACACAGUCUCCGGGAAGUUAGGAAUAAACAGCUUCUUCAACUGGUACUACUUCACCUUCAAAUUUGCCAUGAUGAUAUCUUUAACCAUCAUUGUAUAUGUCCAAACUGAAGUAAGCUGGGCUUGGGGAUUAGCCAUUCCUGCAUUCCUCAUGUUCCUAUCCUGUGCACUUUUCUUCAUGGGUUCGUGGAUUUACGUCAAAUUAGAACCUGAUGGGAGUCCUUUCACUAGUGUGCUGCGAGUUCUAAUGGCUGCUCUCAAGAAAAGACAAUUGCCAUUGCCAGACCAGCAAUGGUCAUCUCUUUUUAACCACAUUCCCUCGAACUCUAUCAAUUCCAAGCUUCCUUACACUAAUCAAUUGAGCUUCUUAGAUAAGGCAGCAAUCAUAACCUCAGACGACAAAUUCAAAUCAGAUGGAUCAGCAGCUGAUCCGUGGACACUCUGCAGCACACAACAAGUAGAAGAAGUAAAAUGCUUGGUGAGAGUAAUACCAAUAUGGUGUGCAGCCAUAAUCUACCAUGUUGCUACCACACAGCAACAAACAUACGCUGUAUUUCAAGCCCUCCAAUCCGAUAGGCGUUUAUUCUUUGGAAACACCCAUUAUUUCAAAAUCCCAGCCGCUUCUUACACAAUCUUCACCAUGAUUGGCCUCACCAUCUGGAUCCCUUUCUACGAUCGUAUCUUAGUCCCUUCUCUCCGCCGAAUCACAGCCAGAGAAGGCGGCAUUACGCUCCUACAAAAAAUGGGGCUCGGACUGGGAAUCGCCAUUAUAACAAUGUUCAUCUCAGCAUUAGUAGAACAAAAGAGAAGGAAUUUGGCUCUCACACAGCCAUUGUACGAAGAAAGAGGGAGAAGGGGUUCAAUUUCUUCCAUGUCGGCGCUCUGGUUGGUCCCUCAGUUGACGCUGAUCGGGUUGUCAGAGGCGUUCACCGUCAUUGCACAAGUCGAAUUUUACUACAAGGAGUUUCCUGAGAACAUGAGAAGCAUUGGGGGUUCGUUAUCUUUUGUGGGUCUUGCGCUGUCGAAUUAUUUAAGUGGGUUUAUGGUGACAGUGGUGCACCGUCUCACCGCCGGAAAGUGGCUGCCGGAAGAUCUGAACGAGGGUCGAUUGGAUUACUUCUAUUUCUUGGUAUCGGGAUUGGAAGCUGUGAAUUUGGGGUACUUCGUGUUGUGUUCAAAAUGGUACAAGUACAAAGGGAGUGGAAGCCAUGGCGUUGAUGAGAUGGAUUUUGGGAAGACGGAAUUUGAAAAAACUGUUGUUUAUUGAUUGCAUAUGUCAUUGUUUCCAACUUCCUUUGUUGUUUUAUGUUUUAUGAAUGAAUGUGUAUUGUAAUGUCAAAUAGGGUUUUGGCCCUAACAUUUCAACUUCUUACAAUUGAUCUACAUGAACCAAUCUAUAUGCCCUUAAACCAUUCAAA
Messenger RNA from Cucumis melo (muskmelon), 2528 nucleotides. RefSeq names its product protein NRT1/ PTR FAMILY 2.10-like. The transcript is spliced from 4 exons. Gene Ontology annotation, cellular component: plasma membrane. Gene Ontology annotation, molecular function: transmembrane transporter activity. Gene Ontology annotation, biological process: transmembrane transport. The record is from RefSeq and is a predicted model, not a curated record. The coding region runs from base 608 to 2377 and encodes 589 amino acids. Lineage: Eukaryota; Viridiplantae; Streptophyta; Magnoliopsida; Cucurbitales; Cucurbitaceae.